AUAUAAGCUGUGAAAUAACAAUGCAUACAAAAGAAGUACAAACCCUAUACUUUUUCAAACAAAAAGGCACCCAGGCUUAUAAAAAAGAAUCUUUAUUCGGUCCAUCAGAUUGGAUUGGAGAUAACUUCAGCAGCUUUCGUUGGAAAUUGCAUAAUAAAUUGGCUAUAGAAAGAUUAGUCGAUUUGGUGAAUGGAAGAAUAAGAACAAUAAGCAAGCAAAAACAAAAGCAAAGAGUCUGUUCUGCUAUGAUAAUAGAAUUUAUUGAAGCAAAACCUCUAACGGUAGAUAAUGCUUGGGUUUCAGGAUUCGGAGAUGGCCAUUUUAAGAUUAACCACAUAAAUUUCCAACGUAGUUUGGGUAUAGGUCAAAAAGAGAAAAAGAUACUGAAAAAUAUAGCCAGGGGUGGAUCUAUCUAUUAUGAUAAAAGCCGGGAUGGGUGGAUUUUGUGGUAUUCAGGUAUUACUCAGCUAAAGCUAAUGAUUUCUUAUUUAUACGUUUAUCCAUUACACAACCCUUAUAAGAUAGCUAAAUUGAAAGGGCCAGGGCACUGUCAGACAAAAAAAGGAUUUGAGCGUUAUUUAAGAUAUCUGGAGAGAGGUUAUUAUCUAGAUCCAGCUAAACAAAACAAAUUGUUUCAUUUUAUUAAAUUGUUUCAAUCUAUUGGAGAUGAAGAUAUAGUCCAUUAGCAUCCUGUGGUUUAUAUUCUAAU
Molecule: messenger RNA, 709 nt
Organism: Marchantia polymorpha subsp. ruderalis
Lineage: Eukaryota; Viridiplantae; Streptophyta; Marchantiopsida; Marchantiales; Marchantiaceae
Source: the annotation of a GenBank genome assembly